Molecule: messenger RNA, 1103 nt
Organism: Dermacentor silvarum
Lineage: Eukaryota; Metazoa; Arthropoda; Arachnida; Ixodida; Ixodidae
Product: retinaldehyde-binding protein 1
Exons: 5
Coding region: 75-1070 (331 amino acids)
Cellular component (GO): membrane
Molecular function (GO): phosphatidylinositol bisphosphate binding
Source: RefSeq, a predicted model, not a curated record
CAGAGUGGCGGUGCAUUGGUGCAGUGCCGUCAACGCGAGCCUAGUAUACACGUCUCGAGGCUUCGCUUACAGAGAUGACUGGAGUGUAUACGAAGAAAUAUGUGGAGGACGUGUUCGACACAUCGGAAGAAGCGCUUCCGUUCAGACUUCAACAGAUCGCCGAAGAUGAGCUCGGAGAGACUCCCGCUCGGAGGAAGAAAUCUCUUGCGAAGCUUCUCCAGCUUUUAUCGGAGGAAGAGGACCUGAACACACGGAAGGAUGCGCAGUUUCUUCUGAGGUUCCUGCGAGUGCGGAAAUACAACGUGGAGGCGGCCCUGCGCACGCUGAAGAACUAUUACAAGAUUCGGAAAACCAGCGGGCCAGUGUUUCGCGACUUCCUGCCUUUUAAGGUGUCCCCAGCUACGAGAAAUGUCAUGAUGGUCAUGAAAGAGAAGGAUGCUUAUGGACGACGAAUCUUCUUUAUCAAACUCGGUAGAGUCCAACACGUGCGUUGGAUAUGCAUAUAUUUUUUUUCUUCCCCAUGCCACUUCCCAGGUAUGUGGGUGCUCGAAGAAUCCUCCUACGUGGAUGUCCAUCGGGCUAGCAUGCUGUGCUUGGAGCACCUGGCUAAAGACCCAACGACACAAACGCAAGGCGUGGUGAUACUCGUGGACUAUGGUGGCUUCACAGCAGAAAAAGUGCUUGCCAUUAACGUGGGUUUGAUCAGGAGAGGCUUUGAGUACCUGCAGGAUUGUAUGCCUAUGCGACUCAAGGCCAUGCACAAUGUGAAGCAAGGUCUAGCGUUCGACACGUUCUUCACGCUCAUCCGGCCUUUCCUGAAGGCGAAGCUUGCACAAAGGUUUAUCCUUCACGGAGAAAAGUUCGAGGAACUCCAUAAGGAAAUCCCGCCCAAGGUUCUUCCCGAAGAGUACGGUGGUCAGGCGCCACCUGUCAACUUCGAGGGUUUCUGGGACGACCUGGAAGGUUACGACGAUGACUACCGGGAUAACAGCAGCUACGGCUACACGAGGACAAACGAAGAAGACUUUGCCACGGAGGCUGAGAUUGAGAGCCAGCUAACGUUUCUGUAAACACCUAAAAAGGUAUAAGCCCGUGAAAAAGAA